GGUCGCCAAGUGUACGGUAUAGUGUGGUGCUAGCAAUACCUUUUCGUCUGUUCUGUCGAUGGAGCAACGGCAAUACAGACGCCCACCUCCUACUGCUUCCACUCACUCGCCACAGAGCUUAUCAAAAUGGCGGCAGCUUCCUCCAUCCAGCCGCCGAGCGUACAUGCUCUAAACCAGGAAAAUACACCUUUCCCGGAUUCUGACAGCCCCGAGAGCCGACAGGAUGAGGACACCACAUCGGACGGCCCCUGUCUUCGAGUCUUGUCUGAUUUAGAGCCCGAAGAAAUCGAAAGGAGGCUGGAAAAAACUCGCAGGGAGCUGAGCAACAGGAGGAAAAUUCUCAUUAAGAACCUGCCACAAGAUAUAACCAACCAGGAGGUCCAUGACAUUUUGAGAGAAUAUGAACUGAAGUACUGUUAUGUGGACCGAAACAAAGGAACAGCCUUUGUGACGCUGCUGAAUGGAGACCAGGCCCAGGAUGCCAUCCGCUCCUUCCACCAGACCUCCAUCCGUGGCAGGGAGAUCACGGUGCAGCUGCAGCCCACCGACUCACUGCUGUGUGUCACCAACCUGGCCCACACCUUCGCCGGGGCGGCCUUCGAGGAGCUGGUGCGCGCCUACGGCAACAUCGAGCGCUGCUUCCUGGUGUACAGCGAGCUGACGGGCCACUCCAAGGGCUACGGCUUCGUGGAGUACAUGAAGAAGGACUCGGCCUCCAGGGCCCGCACGGAACUGCUGGGCAAGCAGCAGGGUGACCGCGCCCUCAUGGUGCAGUGGACCGACGUCAACCAGCUGACCGCCGAACACCUCCACUCCAAGUGCCUUUGUGUCGACAAGCUUCCCUUAGACUUCUGCGACACCGACGAACUCGCUCACAUUUUCUCCAACAGGUACAAGCCUGUCUUCUGCCAGCUGGCCCAGGAUGAGGACAGCCACGUGCGGGGCUUUGCCGUGGUGGAGUAUGAGACGGCGGAGCAGGCCGAGGCCAUGCUGACUGAGAUGGACAGGCAGCUGAUCGGGGGCCAGGAGAUUCGGGUGUCCCUCUGCACCCCUGGGACCUCAGGGAGGAGCACUCUGGCUGCCCUGAUCGCAGCUCAGGGGGUGAUGUCAAGCAACAAGAAGGGCCUGCUGCCGGAGCCCAGCCUGGCCCAGCUGCUGAGCAGCAUGAGUAAUCCUGCAGCCCUGCAGGUGCUGAUGAGGCCAUACCAGGCCACCGGAGGCAAACGAGGAGGGAAGUUUGGGAGGCCGCAGGGCUUGCCCUUCCUUCGCCCCCCUCUCACUGCAGCCCUGCUCCAGCUCGGGAAGGUGCAGCAGAACGCCCUGCUUGGGAAUGGCCUGGUGCUACAGAACCUCCUGCAGAUGCAGCUGGCCCAGCAACAACUCCUACAAAUCAAGGACAAACACAUAAGCAAUGUUCCCAGCCUGCUGGGCGAUCCUUCCAGACUGCUGUUGCAGAAGGCCAUGGGCCUCAGGACCACAGCCCCCAUGCCCCUAGGCAAGGGCCUGCUAGGGGACUCCCCGAACGAAGUUCCCCAGGAUCCUCUGCAGGCAGCCCCAGCUCAGGGUCCAGGGGGACCUGCCGGGAUGAUGCCGUACAUGGGCAGGCAGCACCUGGGCACCCCUGUCAGCGGCGAGCAGAACGGAGCCAGCGACAAGCAGCCAGCCCCGCCCGGGACCUCGGCCUCCUCCCAGCCCAUGGCACAGAGCUUCCUGCAGGCCAUGAGCUCCCCCGUCAUGGGCACCCUGCUGCCAGGAGCAGCUCCCAAAGCACAGCAGGGUCUGCAGAGCACAAGCGAGGGCGCCCCAGCGGGCAUGACUCAGAGCAGUCCUCAAACCUCACUGCUGGGAGAGCCACCCAAGGAACUCAAGCUGCCAUCUAACCCCUACCUGAACCUGGCCAGUGUGCUGCCCGGCAUGGUCCUACAAGCUCCUGCCAGUAGUAAAGCACAGAGUGUGGCUCCACACAGUGGGGUGUACAGCAGUGUGCUGGCUCCAGUCCCACAGCCCCCCACUCAGACCGCUGCCCAGUACGGCUCUGAUACCUCCACAGACUACGCACAGCAGUACAGCCAGCAGUACUCACAGGAAGCCAUGCAGCAGUGGUACCAGCACUACCAAACACAGGCCUACAGCGCCGCCCCACAGGAGAGCACAGGAACUGAUUAUGGGAAAGAGCAGGGCCAGAUAUCUGUGUUCACACAGCCCAGCUCCUCUAAGAUGUGUUUCACCCAGGGAACCGCCACUACGUCCUACGGGGAUUACAAUACCUACAUGCAGGCUGUCAGUCAGUACUAUUCUCAGACGCAGAUGUCUCAGGCAGCUGCUCAAGCCUAUCAGCACAGAGACGCAAGCAAGGAGGCCGAGGCUCCCAAGGCCCUCCACCCUGCCAGCAACGGCAGCGCCCACAGCGUUCACCCCAGCGGCCUGGUGCCCGGGUACAGCUCCAUCCCCGUCCUCCCGGGGUACAUCGGGGUGCAGCAGGCCCCGCCUGUCUCUGCCACCCACCCCCAGAGUGGACCGGCCGUCACCUCCACCGUCGCAGACUGGAGCCAGUAUUACUACAACCAGGCCAGGGGGCAGAAGCGUGAGUACUCCCAACUGCCUCUGCAGGACGCGGGGCCAGACGGGGCCUACGUGGGCCAGCAUUCCCAGGGCCUGGGCGGUCAGUACGCAGACUAUUACAAAAAGAAGAGGAUCUAGGACCCCGUGGCCCCCUCGGCCCCUCCCCGGUCCCUGCAGCCGUGUCGUCCAUGCUCUCGGUACCCCCUCUCCUCUGUCGCUGAUGUUGUCCAUGCCUUAACUUUGAACUUUAGUCAGUUGGUGUUAAAAGGUUUCCUGUACAUUUUUCUAAUGUAUGAUUUUGUAUUUGCAUUAAACACGGGCCUUCUUGUGGGGCGUGUGUUGUCCGGUAACUAUUAUUUCUGCGAAAACCCCCCCUCCAACAAUAGGGACAAACAGGGCCCCUUGGAAGAAGGUACCACUUUUUAGUUUAGGAGAAGUGAUAUUCCCCUUCGCUCUUUUGCUUUUUUCCUUCGCAUAUGAAUCUUGUUUCUUUCUUAAGGAAACCUCAAGGUGGCAUUUCGGCUGUAUAUAUUUUGCUCUCGUUUCGUAAGUGUUGGAGUGUCCAGCUAUUGACCGGAGAUUCUGAUGCUGCUGGAGUCUCUACCUACCAGGACCUCUGGAGACAGAGACCCAGGUCCCAGGACAAGGCUCUUCAUCCGGAUGGAUGGUGGCCUUCCUUUAGGUGCAAGGCCAUGUUUCAUAGUAACUGCAAUAAGGCACAGUAGUGCUAGACUGAACUCUCUGUAAACUGUGCUGUAGGAAAAGAAGCAUUUCUGCCAGUUUGUAUAUGAAGUGGACUUUCAGGUUGUUUGAAAAUACUAGGGCUUGAUUGCACGGACCUAGAAUAGGGAUGUUUUUCCAACUGCCAUUACAGGAAAACCGAUUUAUUUUGGAGAGCAACUUCACGCUGUCUCUCCUGUAAAUAUUUUCUUGACGUUUUCUUGCCUGGAAAUGACAAAGCAGGGAGACUGCUUUGAGUCUUGGCUGAUUACUUGGACCUUGCUAUUUUAGACACCCAGGCAAUAUUAAUCACAGCGCGACGCCAAUAUGAGAGUAUUAGCGCUCAGCUGUGCCGUGUCGAACCUCCCCCUCCCCUCUUCUCUGUAGUCUGUGGUGAAAUGGCUGAUUACCUCCUGCGGUCUCCAGCACUAGGGAUCAAAGUCACAAUUCACUCACUUUUCCGCUCAGGCAACUGACGGACUCUAAAGCCAUGCUUUUACUAGCACAGAAUGUUUAAAUGUUUAAAUAAUAUACAUAUACAAUCGUGACUUACUGACAUUUUCUAGCAUUAAGUUACGCUGGCAGGAAGCCAGUCAUUUUUCUUUAUUUCAAGGUGUACUGUGUUCAGCUGCAUAUUUCAUUUAAUGGCUGAUCGCUUUACGCCAAGCCUUAAAAAGGCAAUACUUUAGAGUGAACCUUAGAUCUCUGUAAUAGUGAAACUUGUUUUUUGGUUGUUGGGGUUUUUUUUUGUUUUUAUUUUUUUUACAAAUGCAGACUGUUGUUUUGCAUUUAUUCAGGAAUAUCAAGGCUGUUUUUACGCCCUUCAGGUGAUUGUACCAUCUUCUCUCCCUACCUUUUCCCAGUUCAUAGCCAUUAGCGCAUGUUCCAUUAGCAUUAGCUUCCAUGCCUGAAUAAGGCAGGCUACUGGGGAAUCUGGGAAUUCAAAGCCACGCUGAACCAGCACUUUAAUGUGGGUAAAGAAAGACAGAAAAGUAACAACCAGAUGUUAUCCUGACAAGUUUUAUUUGCCGGUGUCAUCCCAGCUUGAUUGCAAAAUGCUGUAUUGCUGUGCUAUUUCCUCUAGCUGUUUCUAGUGCUGCUAGCUGUAUGCAUCCACGUUUUAUUCCGUGGGGGACCCUUUGUUUAAGGCGAGUCUUAUUCCAGUGUGCGCUUUGGUAUGGCUAUGCAGGGAUUUAUCUGAAUACAUGUACCUCUGUGGUCUUUUGUGGGUACUCAUAUUUAGCAUUGCACAGAUCCCUAACCCAGUUAGUGUUGAAAGAGCUGGUACCCCCCCUUUUCCAAUAAUUAGUCUUCGGCAGUGAAGACCUUGUGAAGUAUGUGGAAAUGAAAGGCUGCUUUGCGAGACCCUUGUCUCUUUGGUGUUGCGUAGUGACCCCUGCUGGCGUAACACAAGGGGCCUCCAAACUGUUGCUGUUGUGCCUAAUUCUGCAUGUUGCCAAACAGGCAUAUCCUUCAUAGUCAUUAACACCAGGCCGCUUUCCCCUGAACUUUACAAGCACUGUCACGGAAGCGGCUUAUUUCACCGCUCGCCCCAAGUUAGAGCUACAAGGGGAACAGACAGUGCUGAUUCACUGCAGGGUUGAUAAGAAUCCAGAGCCCUUGAUACUGACUGAAAUGAACAACAAUGAUCUCAAAUUUAUGUGUAUAGGCUUUUCAAUAUUGAAGCAAUUUUUGAUGACUGCAAAGAACGUUCUAGUGUCUGUAGAAUAGAUCAGAAUAUAUAAGCUUCUUUCUUUUGUACAUUUACUUUAAAAUACACAUUUUUGCAAGCUUUCAUUUGAAAAUGAGAUUUUCUGACCUAAAAUUAGUUUUUGCAAUAUUUUAUAUUUUCAAUAAGUUGAUAUUUGCUUUACUGUGAAUAGGCCAUUUUUAGGAACAGUUGGAUUUUAGCAUGCAUAUUUACAGGUGUAAUAUAUAAGUUCUAAGAAUGUUUUCAAUAGUUGAUAUUGAGUAUGAAGCUUUUGAUUUUGACACAAACGUUUGAUUUUAUUUAUUUUAAUUGAAUGUUUAUUUAUGUACAUUUUCCCUCAGUCAUCCUCUUCCAUGUCCGAUCCCAACAAAAUCGUUUUUUUUUUUUGUUGGUUUUUUUUUUUUUUAAUUAAGGAAUUGUCGCUUUUACAUUCCAGAAUAAACAUUGACUGAUACCCCCAA
Conger conger (European conger) is the source of this 5454-nucleotide messenger RNA. RefSeq names its product ribonucleoprotein, PTB-binding 2 (gene raver2). Gene Ontology annotation, molecular function: mRNA binding. The coding region runs from base 127 to 2700 and encodes 857 amino acids. The record is from RefSeq and is a predicted model, not a curated record. Gene Ontology annotation, cellular component: cytosol. NCBI's taxonomy places the organism in Eukaryota, Metazoa, Chordata, Actinopteri, Anguilliformes, Congridae. The transcript is spliced from 16 exons.